AUGGAUCGGGUCCUCCUCAGCGCUCAGGUUCAGGUCCCGCCGCAGCCACCGGAGGGGUGGCCGCCCGUGAGCUCCGAGGAGGAGCUGUACGACUGCCUGGAUUACUACUACCUGCGCGACUUCCCGGCCUGCGGGGCCGGGCGCAGCAAGGGUCGGACGCGGCGCGAGCGGGAACUGCGCACCAACUGGCCCGUGCCCGGCGGCCACGAGCGCAAGGUCGCGCAGAGGCUCCUCAACGGCCAGCGCAAGCGUCGCCAGCGCCAGCUGCAGCCCCGCGCGCGCACCCGCCUAAUCUGAGCGCGGGUGCGUGCGGGCUGCAGCCGCC
Messenger RNA from Lontra canadensis (Northern American river otter), 325 nucleotides. RefSeq names its product nuclear protein 2, transcriptional regulator (gene NUPR2). Gene Ontology annotation, cellular component: nucleus. Gene Ontology annotation, biological process: negative regulation of cell cycle; negative regulation of cell population proliferation; regulation of transcription by RNA polymerase II. The transcript has a single exon. Bases 1 to 297 code for a protein of 98 amino acids. The record is from RefSeq and is a predicted model, not a curated record. NCBI's taxonomy places the organism in Eukaryota, Metazoa, Chordata, Mammalia, Carnivora, Mustelidae.